UUCUAUAAUAGAAUAGAACUAUUAGAAAAUAAUCGCGCUCAUAAUAAAUAAAAAUAAACGCAUCAAGUAAUCUAAUUAUGAACGAUAAACCACAUAAUUCAUCAACAUCGGUUUUCUUAUCAUUCUUAGUAGUGAUUAUAAUAGGAGGGUUGCUAUUUAUUCACAACCAGACACAAUUUCAUGAAACUAUAGCAGAAGAAUCAUCAAGUAAUAAUCAUGAAUUAGAGGAUCUGAAAUUAGAAUUAUCGGAAAAACGAAAGGAAUUAUCGAAAGUAAAAGAUGAAUUAUUAACCACACAAAUUAAAUUAACGACUAAAACCAAACAGCUACAUACACAAUUAGAAGAGAAGAAUACAGAAAUACAAACCCUACAAGGAAAAUUGGAUCAGAAAAAUACAGAAUUAGGCGAUAAAAAUACAGAAAUACAAACUCUACAAGGAAAAGUGGAACAGCAAAAUACACAAUUAGGUGAUAAAAAUAGAGAAUUACAAACCCUACAAGGAAAAGUGGAACAGCAAAAUACACAAUUAGGUGAUAAAAAUAGAGAAUUACAAACCCUACAAGGAAAAUUGGAUCAGAAAAAUACAGAAUUAGGCGAUAAGAAUACAGAAAUACAAACUCUACAAGGAAAAGUGGAUCAGAAAAAUACAGAAUUAGGCGAUAAAAAUACAGAAAUACAAACUCUACAAGGAAAAGUGGAACAGCAAAAUACACAAUUAGGUGAUAAAAAUAGAGAAUUACAAACCCUACAAGGAAAAUUGGAUCAGAAAAAUACAGAAUUAGGCGAUAAGAAUACAGAAAUACAAACUCUACAAGGAAAAGUGGAUCAGAAAAAUACAGAAUUAGGCGAUAAGAAUACAGAAAUACAAACUCUACAAGGAAAAGUGGAACAGCAAAAUACACAAUUAGGUGAUAAAAAUAGAGAAUUACAAACCCUACAAGGAAAAUUGGAUCAGAAAAAUACAGAAUUAGGCGAUAAGAAUACAGAAAUACAAACUCUACAAGGAAAAGUGGAUCAGAAAAAUACAGAAUUAGGCGAUAAGAAUACAGAAAUACAAACUCUACAAGGAAAAGUGGAACAGCAAAAUACACAAUUAGGUGAUAAAAAUAGAGAAAUACAAACCCUACAAGGAAAAGUGGAACAGCAAAAUACACAAUUAGGUGAUAAAAAUAGAGAAUUACAAACCCUACAAGGAAAAUUGGAUCAGAAAAAUACAGAAUUAGGCGAUAAGAAUACAGAAAUACAAACUCUACAAGGAAAAGUGGAACAGCAAAAUACACAAUUAGGUGAUAAAAAUAGAGAAAUACAAACCCUACAAGGAAAAGUGGAACAGCAAAAUACACAAUUAGGUGAUAAAAAUAGAGAAAUACAAACCCUACAAGGAAAAGUGGAACAGCAAAAUACACAAUUAGGUGAUAAAAAUAGAGAAAUACAAACCCUACAAGGAAAAGUGGAACAGCAAAAUACACCAUUAGGUGAUAAAAAUAGAGAAUUACUUACAAUAAAGAAAACAUUGUCAAACAGUAACAUUAGAUCGAUGAUCGCAAAAAUUGAUAUAUCACAAAGAAACCAGAAUUUAUUAAACAUCAAAAGUAGAUUGAAACAUUUUUAUAUUGACGAUUACAAUUUAACUGAUAUUGAUAAAGAAAUUUUAAGUAACUACAAUUAUAAUUCCGUUAACGAUGAAGCUCAUUGGCGUUUAAGUGAGAACAACCUACAAAGUAAAUGCAUUAAACUAUCCGAAUUCGGCAUUAAAUUAUUACGUAAUGUUAAUAAUAUUCCCAAAAACUCUAGGGAAUACUCGCGUGUUAUUAAUGACAUAGUAAAACGUGUUAAUCAUUUGAUAGAUAAUAACAUUAAAACUUUGGGAGAAAAUGAAGAUGUAAUAGCGGCAUCGGCGACAUUACUUUCAAUGCAUAGAUUGAUAUACCCGGAUGAUGACAGUUUUAUGAUCAGUCACAGCACAAUAUGUAAAUUAAUACCCGAAAUUCCAUCAAUAAAAUCUAUUUACCCAAAUUCAAACGGUCGUUUUGAUAAAAAUAAGUACAAAAAAUUGCUAAAUCUAUCAACGCCGCGUUUGCUGACAAAUUACAUCAACAAUACUACUGAUUAUAUGCAUGAUGUCAACAGUGGCGCACUAUACGUCUUUAAUUCUACAAUAAAUAACGAUUAUUGUGAUCACGUGAUGCUAGAUGGUAUACGACAAGAUGGUUCAGCUUUCACUGUUCACCCGACGAGAAAUGUUCUCCAUAUUGAUUACAGCUAUUACCUCAAAGAUGUUGUUGCUCAAAUAAAAUAUCCAGAUUUCUAUGCUUCUGUUUAUUCGGAACUCAAAAUACCCGGUAAUUAUUAUGAUGUUGUCAAGAAAAUAGUCUCGAUAUUAAUGCAUCCGAAUAUAGAUUUUGUUCUCCAUGGUUUGAUCAGUUCGGAAGGUAAAAUAAAAUUCAAUUUUAAUUGGUUGGAUAUAAAGGGUGAAACGGGUUGUCAUCUUAUACCUUCUAUUGGGUUCGGUAAUUUCAAAACAGAUAAACUUAUGUUUUCCUUGCGGAUACAGAUGCCUGGUAUUCCGACCUCUUGCUUAGAGAUUUGUGACACUGAGCAGCGAUUAAAAUGCAAUCCAUUCGCUACAAGUAUUAUGAACAUGCGAAAAAUUUAUGUUGUUGAUGACAGUAGGCUCAAAGAUUAUGAAAAUUGGAAUGCCGCUAGCGAAGAGGCAGGUAUCAUAGUGAGCCUAGAAAAUAGUACGUAUAUGCUUCUUGACGAAUCCACCUAUGUAUAUAGUGAUUGUGACAAUGAUUAUUCGAAUAGUAAUUAUAUCGGACAAUUGACUCUGGAAAAUCAGGUUAUGUUUUGGAAAAGGGAUUGUCACAUUAAGUCCGCCGGAGACAUCAACUACAAGAUCACUGAAGUAGGAGUCAUUACAUUUGUUGGACUGGAAUCUAUUUAUCAAAUUCAUAACUUGAGUUCGUCUCCUUUGCGUUUUGAAUGGACGGGUUGGUCUAGUACUAUCAAGCACUGGGCUGAUAAUUUGGGUGAUCUUUCCUGGAAGAAAGAUUUUAUCAUAAUACCUACGGGUAAACCUGUAUCUUUUAAAUGGUACAUGCGACCCAACAAGAAACAUUUCGUACGUUUAAUGUACAAAGACAAGAAACAGACUUUUAAUUACAAUGGUCAUAAAUAUAUUGUUGAAAACAUGCCUAAUGAUCCGCAAAGUUUCACAGUUAAAUGCGAUACUGACGAUAAUGUUAUACUUAUUGGUAAUAAUUCCAUCCGUGUUAAUGAUUCUGUGACUUAUAACAAUGUUACCUAUUACCGUGACAACAGAACAAUGAUGUAUGUGAGACCUUAAUUGUAUUCUGAGUAUUUAGUUAUUUUCAAGUAAAAAUUGAAGUAUUAAAAAUUAAAGUUUUUUUUUUA
Messenger RNA from Microplitis demolitor, 3418 nucleotides. It is a transcript of the gene Odv-e66-3, whose product is annotated as putative envelope protein ODV-E66-3. The record is from RefSeq and is marked provisional. Lineage: Eukaryota; Metazoa; Arthropoda; Insecta; Hymenoptera; Braconidae.